Salvia splendens (bonfire salvia) is the source of this 1711-nucleotide messenger RNA. RefSeq names its product Lateral root primordium (LRP) protein-like protein (gene STY1). Gene Ontology annotation, molecular function: DNA binding; DNA-binding transcription factor activity. Gene Ontology annotation, biological process: positive regulation of DNA-templated transcription. Bases 409 to 1365 code for a protein of 318 amino acids. Lineage: Eukaryota; Viridiplantae; Streptophyta; Magnoliopsida; Lamiales; Lamiaceae. The transcript has 2 exons. The record is from RefSeq and is a predicted model, not a curated record. Gene Ontology annotation, cellular component: nucleus.
ACAAUCUUGAUUAGAGAAAGAAAAAGGAGAGAGAAAGUGAAGAAUUAGGGAGAGGCCAUGGCGGCGUGGCAGACCUGUAAUUCUGCGUCUUUAAUGCAAACAACACAACCUCAGCCUUGAAAGAGAGCCAAUUCUCUCUCUCUCUCUCUCUUAAAAAAAAGUCAUCGCCCCCCACCCACUCAAUCUCUCUCUCUCUCUCCUCACCUCAAAAUAAAGCUGCCACUCUCUUUCUCUCUCUCUCUCUCUCUACAAAAUAAAAAAGCAAAUUACACCCUAAUUCAUUCCCGUUGUUUGGGCUAUCUUUGUUAUUACUACAACUUUCCCACCUCAGAAAUUGUCUGCCUCAAAACCCACAAUCCAAGAAUCCCAAAAACGGCCGCUCCCACCAGUCAUUUUCACCAUGACAACAUGGCCGGCUUCUUCUCACUAGGCGGCGGCGGAGGCGGCGGUGGAGGCACCUCCGCCGCCGACCGAGACCAAGACGGCCAGAGCAGCAACAACAACCCGGACAUCAACCCGGAGAGCUGGUUCCUCUACCGAAACGACGAGAUCCCAUCCUACCGCGGCUUCGAGCUCUGGCAGCCGCAUCAGCCGCAGUUGCAGGAUCUGUACGCCUCAGCGGGUGGGCUCGCGGUCGGGCCCAGCCGCGGCGGGUUCAGCAUCACCGAAGAGUCAGGCCGCCCCGGGUUUCUCAUGAUGAGAAGCGGCGGAGGAGGAUCAGGCGGAGGAAUCAGCUGCCAAGACUGCGGCAAUCAGGCGAAGAAGGACUGCUCGCAUAUGAGGUGCAGAACGUGCUGCAAGAGCAGGGGAUUCCAGUGCCAGACCCACGUCAAGAGCACGUGGGUCCCCGCUGCCAAGCGCCGCGAGAAGCAGCAGCAACUCUCCGCGCUCCAGCAGGAAGGGAAGGAGAGGGAUCACUCCUCCAAGAGGCAAAGGGAGAACAAUAAUAAUAAUAAUAAUAAUCCCAGCAGCUCCAACUCCCUCGUCUGCACGAGAAUACCUACUUCCGCUACUGGGUUAGAGUUGGGGAAUUUUCCGUCGGAAGUGAACGCGGAGGCGGUGUUCCGGUGCGUGAGGGUAUCAGCAAUCGACGACGCGGAAGAUCAAUACGCGUACCAAACCGCCGUCAACAUCUCCGGCCACGUCUUCAAAGGAAUUCUCUACGAUCAAGGCACCGAAACGCAGUACAUGGCCGCCGGAGAGACCUCCUCCGGCGGCGGAAGCGUCCAGCAGCUCAAUUUAAUCGCCGCCGCCACCUCCACCGCCGCAGCUUCGCCUUCCCCUUAUUUGGACCCCUCUUUAUACCCAGCUCCCCUUAAUAGCUUCAUGGCCGGUACGCAAUUCUUCCCACCACCAAGAUCUUGAAUUAGUUACAUCAAAAAUAAAAUUACAAAUUCAUAAAUUCCACAUUUUCCCCUUAACUUAAACUUAAUCCUAUAUAAUAUCCUCUUAUCCAGAAGGUGAAACACAGAUUAAUUAGAGCUUAAUUUGAGGUUUUUGUAAGAAAACAUAGUAGGAUUAUUUGUGGUGGUCUUUGUUGUAAAAAUCCCAUUAUUAAUAUUGGAUUGGAAAUUCAGGGGAUUUAUGUCUGGAUUUUUUAGUUUGUAAUUCCUAUGCUUCUCUUUUUUAAUUUAUAUACCAAUCUUUGAUGAUUGAAUUGUUUGUCUCAAUGAAAUACUUUGGUUGAAUAAAAUGUUAAUAUUCCUAUGCA